AUUAAAUGAUUGCCUCAGACUACAUUCCAGAGCUGCAACAAGCAAAUGUAAAAGAAUUGCUGCUCAUUUGAUCACAGACAUCCUCAGCGUGAAGCAUCGCGACUGCAAAGAUGGCAUUUACUCUUCGCUCCUUGUUCCUUCUCUGCGGGAUCGGUGGACUUUUGACUGGAGCCUGGUCUAAACCAGUCAGUAAUGUAAAAGAAAACUGCUGUCCUAAAGGCUGGACUCAGGUGGAUUGUCGCUGUUUCAUUUAUCAAGAUAAAGGCAGGCAGUUUGCAGAUGCAGAGAGCGUCUGCAACAUUCUCGGUGGGAAUCUGGCCUCGGUCCACAGCGCUUUGGAAUAUGCCGUCGUUCUCGAACUGAUUCGGGCAGCCUCUGACUCUACUGAGGAUGCUUGGAUGGGACUGCACGAGGCGAUAGAGGACGGUGCCUUCUUCUGGACUGAUGGCUCAGAGGUUGAUUUCACGAGCUUCAACAGUGACGAUGAUGCUGGAGAUUGCAUUGAGAUUGAAUUCAGUGUUUGGUUUGGUGCUGCUAGAAAAAAGGACAAACUCCGACUGCAACGGACAAUCAAAACUGCUGAAAGGAUUGUCGGUACCCCCCUACCCACCAUUGAGGACUUGCACACUGCCAGAACUAAGACAAGGGCGUGCAAAAUCCUCUCGGACCGUCUGCACCCCGGUCACCAGCUCUUCCAGCUCCUUCUCUCAGGUCGGCGCUACCGAUCAACGCAAACUAAAACUAGUAGACAUUCCAACAGCUUCUUCCCUCUUGCGAUCAACUUCUUAAACAGCUAACCUAUAAUUCCAUUA
Molecule: messenger RNA, 812 nt
Organism: Phycodurus eques (leafy seadragon)
Lineage: Eukaryota; Metazoa; Chordata; Actinopteri; Syngnathiformes; Syngnathidae
Product: galactose-specific lectin nattectin-like
Exons: 7
Coding region: 111-797 (228 amino acids)
Molecular function (GO): signaling receptor activity
Source: RefSeq, a predicted model, not a curated record